AUGGUUUCAUUCGAGGAUCCUACCGUGCUUGCUGAUUUCAUGGAAUCUGAGCUCGAAAAACCGAUGGCCUUCAAGAUUGAUUCGACGGGACGAUCAGUGUAUCAGUCCCGUAAUGACUUUGGGCCACUUAAAAGCCUAAGAAGUAUACCACAGCUUGUCGACUUUGGCUUAGCAACCAGACUGGAGGAAGACGAUGACUGGGGUAUCUGGCCUAUUCAGCCAGACCACUAUCGGGCGCCAGAGGUGAUAUUGGGCAAUGGAUGGCAAAUGCCUGCGGAUAUUUGGAAUCUUGGUGUUCUAUUGUGGGAUUUGAUCGAAGGAAAAGAGCUAUUUCGGCAUAUUUAUGAUCAAAAAGGUCGCUACGAUGCUAAACUACACCUCGCCGAAAUGAUAGAUUUACUCGGUCCACCACCUCCAGAGGUCAUACAAAGGUAUCAAUAUAUGCGAGAGUACUCGUGGCCGGAACCUGUCAGACGAGAAGACGACAGAGUAUGCGAGACUGCGGAGGAGUACUUCUGCGGGCCAUUCUUUGACAAUAAUGGUAUCACUAGAUUUCCUAUCUUCAACGAAUUAUUCUCAGACUCACGAAACAUCUUAGGUCGCUUUCUUUACGAAGACCUGAUCCCUGACCGGAAACUACACGACACAGUUUCCUUCCUUGAGGGAGAGGAGAGGGAAGCUUUUCUGGAUCUCGCCAAGGGAAUGCUUGUCUGGCAUCCAGAUGCGAGAAGAACAGCAGGCGAACUGGCGGGGCAUCCUUUUCUUCAACCAAAACAGACAAGCGCCUGA
Penicillium coprophilum is the source of this 789-nucleotide messenger RNA. RefSeq names its product putative protein kinase. The transcript is spliced from 2 exons. NCBI's taxonomy places the organism in Eukaryota, Fungi, Ascomycota, Eurotiomycetes, Eurotiales, Aspergillaceae. Bases 1 to 789 code for a protein of 262 amino acids. Gene Ontology annotation, molecular function: protein kinase activity; ATP binding. The record is from RefSeq and is a predicted model, not a curated record. Gene Ontology annotation, biological process: protein phosphorylation.